Messenger RNA from Lodderomyces margitis, 1377 nucleotides. RefSeq names its product coenzyme A transporter (gene LEU5). The coding region runs from base 1 to 1377 and encodes 458 amino acids. NCBI's taxonomy places the organism in Eukaryota, Fungi, Ascomycota, Pichiomycetes, Serinales, Debaryomycetaceae. The transcript has a single exon. The record is from RefSeq and is a predicted model, not a curated record. Gene Ontology annotation, biological process: transmembrane transport.
AUGUCGGAGAAUGAAAUACUACGAAAUCAAGCAUCAUCGCUGCCGAUGCUGAUACCACCGCUGCUCCUGUCGUCACAAGACCUGUUGCAACAACAACAACAGUUACCACAACCACAAGCUGAUGCUGCUACUACAAUACACGACUCAAGUUCAUCAAGACUAUCACAAGGAAUAAGGAGUUUGUUCUAUACUCGAGCAAGCACUCAAAAUCGGUACAAUAAUGACAAAGAUGAUGUGAAUGAUACCAUUCCUCUUCCUGGCCACUACUCAAACGACCAAUCAACACCCAUCAAAAGCAUCAAAGUCAUUGAUAAACAGAGUCUUCAUUACGUGAUUCUUUCAGGGAUGGCAGGUGGUGUUGCUGGAUCAGCUGCCAAGACAUUAGUAGCCCCAUUAGACCGUAUCAAGAUUUUGUUCCAAACAUCAAACCCGGAAUUUCUCAAGUAUAGAGGCACGUUCCAUGGUCUUGUCUUGGCCGGUAAACGAAUUUGGUCGAGUGAUGGGAUCUGGGGGUUAUAUCAGGGCCAUUCAAUUACAUUGUUGCGAAUUUUUCCCUAUGCCUCGAUUAAAUUUGUUGCUUAUGAGCAAAUUAGAACCAUUUUGAUCCCUAGCGAUGCAUAUGAAACGGCCGGCAGACGAUUUUUGGCGGGGUCGUUAUCUGGAUUGGCUUCGGUCUUUUUCACUUAUCCUUUGGAUUUAGUUCGUGUACGAUUAGCAUUUGAAACCAAGAACCUUGCCCAUAUGAAGUCGCAUCCGCAACACCAGCAGUUUAUGCAGAACCAUCGCGGAAGAAUAUUCCAAACGGUUCGAAUUAUUUAUAAUGAAAAUCCACCAAUGAGAUCUAAUGACCCCAAGUGGCUAACCAUGAUGAGACGAGUAUUGCCCUACAAUAUUCAACGCAUCAGUAAUUUUUAUCGAGGAUUUGCCCCUACUAUAAUGGGAAUGAUUCCAUAUGCUGGUGUAUCCUUUUAUGCACAUGAUUUGUUACACGAUAUUUUACGAUCAAAACCAUUGCAUGAAUUCACCGUACAACCAGCAACUAAAUCAUCUACAUCGACAUCAGUCAAGACUAAAUCCUCAAGAGAAUCACGCCCACCGUUGAAAGCAUAUGCCCAACUUGUCGCUGGAGGUAUUUCGGGAUUGUGCUCACAAACAGCAGCGUAUCCAUUUGAAGUCAUACGAAGAAGAAUGCAAGUUGGCGGUGCUGUUGGUGGCGGCCAGUUUUUGUCAUUUAAAAACACGGCGCGGUUGAUUUAUCACGAAAAUGGAUUCAAGGGAUACUUCGUAGGAUUGAGUAUUGGAUAUAUGAAAGUUGUACCUAUGUUUGCUUGUUCAUUCUUUGUUUAUGAACGAAUGAAGAAAUUUUUGGGUAUAUAG